This is a messenger RNA of Laetiporus sulphureus 93-53, 665 nucleotides long. RefSeq lists its product as uncharacterized. Lineage: Eukaryota; Fungi; Basidiomycota; Agaricomycetes; Polyporales; Laetiporaceae. The transcript has 2 exons. The coding region runs from base 147 to 530 and encodes 127 amino acids. The record is from RefSeq and is a predicted model, not a curated record.
CCGCCUGGCAUGGUGAGGUUGGCAACACUCGCGUUGUGGUGGAAUCUGUCUCUGCUCAACGAUCGGUCUGUCAAGUAGGCCCGUGCGCAUUGUGCAUUCGUAGUUUGUUGCUUGAUCAGGUCGGUUAGAUGGCCGAGUAAGAUGAUAUGUUCCUUCACGGUGCUUGGCGCCUAUUGCGAAAUCUAGCGAGUAUCUGCGUUCCAUUUCUCACACAAUGUCCCGCGAACGGACAAGGCAUUCCUGUCAUGAAACAUGGGAGGAGGAGCGAGCUACUGCCCAUCUUCUGUCUUCCAGUCUGCGGUUGCAGGCAGACACGAUCAUUGAUCAACGGGGACUGGUUCUGGACUCAGGAUGCUCAUUUCAAGACCGAAGUUCCCGAAUCAUCAGAUGGCGGAAGAAGACUGGUAGGUGAUGAGGCAGUCCGUUGCAGAACGUUGAAAAUUUUCACGCAUCGCCCAUCAUGCUUCGUGGUAUGCUUCUUAGGCACGAGCGGCAAGGCACUAAUGUCGGCGGCGGUCACUAAUGGGUGAGAAGUUAAGCGCUCUGAGAACUGAAAUUGAAUUAUGAGCCACAUUUACAGCGACCGGCUUAACCGAGGAUUGGGAAACGUCCUCCUCGCUGCACCAUAUAAUCAUAUCUGUUUCCUCGCUGUUCUCCGAAUAGGC